Messenger RNA from Drosophila arizonae, 248 nucleotides. RefSeq names its product CD109 antigen-like. The record is from RefSeq and is a predicted model, not a curated record. Gene Ontology annotation, molecular function: endopeptidase inhibitor activity. Gene Ontology annotation, cellular component: extracellular region. NCBI's taxonomy places the organism in Eukaryota, Metazoa, Arthropoda, Insecta, Diptera, Drosophilidae.
CUUAUUGUUUCUUGUUCAAUUCAAUUUAAACCAAACAAAAUGCGUCGCUCAGGCGCUGUUACUGUCAUCGCUUGUGCGGUUUUGGCCCUUCUAACUAUGGCCGAUCCGGUAAGAAGUGAGGGACAAUAUACAAUCGUUGGACCGGGAACCAUACAUUCUCAUCGAGAUUACAAUGUGGCUGUCGCCGUGCAUCACACCAAGGAGCCAGUUACCUUGAAGAUUGGUAUUACGGGACCCUCGUACAAUGA